Molecule: messenger RNA, 609 nt
Organism: Teleopsis dalmanni
Lineage: Eukaryota; Metazoa; Arthropoda; Insecta; Diptera; Diopsidae
Exons: 2
Coding region: 1-609 (202 amino acids)
Source: RefSeq, a predicted model, not a curated record
AUGAAAAUUAUAAUUGGCGUGCAUGAAAUAUUAUCACAAGAAGCAAUAAAAUACCUUGGAGUCAUGAUCGAUGCAAGACUGAGCUUCAAACAGCACCUUAGAGCAGGCGAAAGAAGGCGUCUUUUGUCUACGGUCACGGACUCUAUUAUAUUUUAUGCCACUAUAUGGGCAGCAGCAAAAAAGCAUCAGAUACGUUUGGUAGCACAAAUACACAGACGCAGUGCGUUACGUUUUGCCUGCGCUUAUAGAACAGUCUCUGAUGAUGCAAUCUGCGUCAUUGCUGGAAAACUGCCGGUUGACAUACAUGCAAAAGAGUUAAGCCGUCUUUAUGACAGGCAAGGCAUAGCACCUACGAUAGAUCAAAAAUCUGCCGAACUCGUAUAUUCAUUUAGAGAAUGGCAGCAGAGAUGGCAGCAGUCCUCUAAGGGACGUUGGACAUAUACAAUUAUACCCAACAGUAAGGAAUCUCCUUGCAGCAUUGUACAUGAAAUGUGCUCAAGUAGCUUUAAAUGGAAGGCAGUUAAAACAUUCGCAAUCCAAAUUAUGCGACGUUUGCGACUUCAGGAAGAGGAAAGAAGAACAGCUGCAGUGAUACAUGUGCAACGAUAA